Molecule: messenger RNA, 4239 nt
Organism: Vespa velutina
Lineage: Eukaryota; Metazoa; Arthropoda; Insecta; Hymenoptera; Vespidae
Gene: ttv
Product: exostosin-1
Exons: 8
Coding region: 739-2874 (711 amino acids)
Cellular component (GO): membrane
Molecular function (GO): glycosyltransferase activity
Source: RefSeq, a predicted model, not a curated record
CAUUGUAUUAUUCGCGUUGCUUUCAAAGCGAUUUAUUAUUUAAUGCAUUGCGUGCAAUGAUCUUUUACAACUGGAGGUGUUUUCAAGUCGAUAUUACGCGUUUGUGUCGAUCCAAUACGAAAAUGUUAGGAAACGCAAAAUAGCCGGCGAGUCCUUUCGAUUUUCUUUGCUUCAUGACUAACCUAUAAAUACUCCUUUAAAAUAUCGUUCUACGAGAUUUACAAUACAUUACAAUUUGAACAAAUAAAAAUUAUGGUAGCUCUUCAAUAUUUUUUUUUGCAAUCUACGUCAGCUAAAUCGAGUGUAAUAAAUCGAGUGUGACCUUCAGAACGUUCCGGUAUUAUAGGUUAACGGCUAUUAGAAAACGCUAAUCAACCGUUUACAUACUAUCAUUAUCUUCGACAUUUUGUAAAUCACUAUGUAAUAUGUAAAUGUGAAGUCAAAGUCAUUGUCGCAAGUCACUAUUCACAUAUUGACAUGAGUUCCGCGAUAGUUCAAGUCAUCGAGAUGUUCUUUCUUCUAAUCCAUCUGGAGAAUUCUCUUUUUUGCAUAAGCAGUAAGAGAGCUUUGGAAAUGGAAGUUUAUUCGUUUCAGUAUAAUUGUUUAAACAUAUGAAAAUAAUAUUGUAGAUAUAAGCAAUAUGUUGUGAUCUACUUACAAUCAAUUCCAAGGAUAUUACAUGUAACAAAUAAUGCUUGGAGCUUAUACGUAUGAUCAUAUAACUUGAUUGCAUUAAACAUGCAAGCCAAGAAACGUUAUUUACUAUUAUUUGUGACAUGUGCGUUUCUUGGUUAUUGUUAUUUUGGCGGUUAUCGCUUAAAAAGUGAAAAAUGGACAGGCAGGUCUCAGUUGCCUUACGAGCGAUUGCCUUCGUAUUUAAGUCUGAACGAAGAAUUCUAUGACAAAGAUUUGAGAGUGUCAAAUGGAAACUUACCUGUAUCGCAACGUACAAGGAAGUGCCGUAUGGAAACAUGCUUCGAUUUCACGAAGUGCAAGCAAGGAUUUACAGUUUAUGUAUAUCCAAUUGAAGAUAUUAUAAGUCCAUUAUACCAAAAAAUACUAAAUGUUAUAACAGAGUCAAGAUAUUAUACGUCUGAUCCAACAAGAGCAUGUAUAUUUGUCCUGGCCUUGGACACAUUAGAUAGAGAUCCAUUAUCAAAUGAAUUUGUGCAUAAUCUUCCUUCCAAACUAUUACGUUUACCAUAUUGGAAUAAUGGAAGAAAUCAUUUAAUAUUCAAUUUGUAUUCUGGUACAUGGCCAGACUAUGCAGAGGAAUCACUAGCAUUUGAUUUAGGGUAUGCUAUGCUUGCUAAAGCAAGUAUGUCCAUAUUUAGACUAAGACCAAAUUUUGAUGUAUCCAUACCGUUAUUUGGGAAACAACAUCCUGAACGUGGUGGGGAACCUGGUCAAGCGUUAGAAAAUAAUUUUCCUAGUAAUAAAAAAUAUGUGGCAGCUUUUAAGGGUAAAAGAUAUGUACAUGGUAUUGGUUCAGAAACUAGAAAUGCUCUUUACCAUUUGCAUAAUGGUAAAGAUUUGGUAUUUGUAACGACUUGUCGUCAUGGUAAAGCUUGGAGAGAAUUACAAGAUGAACACUGUCAACAAGAUAAUCAAGAAUAUGAUACAUAUGAUUAUGAGAUUUUAUUAAUGAAUUCUACAUUUUGUCUUGUCCCUCGUGGACGAAGGCUCGGCAGCUUCCGAUUUUUAGAAGCUUUAAGAGCAGGUUGUAUACCAGUUAUUUUAAGUAACGGGUGGGCGUUGCCUUUUCACGAACGCAUAGAUUGGACUCAGGCCGUUAUAUUUUCCGACGAACGAUUGUUGCUUCAAAUUCCAGAUAUAGUACGAUCUGUAUCGAAUGUGCAGAUUCUUAAGUUACGACAGCAGACACAAUUUUUAUGGGAACGAUAUUUUUCAUCUAUAGAAAAGAUUAUAUUUACGGUAUUUGAGAAUAUUCGUGAACGUUUACCAUGGGAAGGCACAAGAGAAGGAAUUAUUUGGAACACUAGUCCUGGAGCCCUAGCCAUAUUACCGCAAUUUGCAGAUAGUCAACAAGAACUUCCAUUCUCGAACAGCAAUCCUGGUAACACUUUCACUGCCAUCAUUUAUUCUCAAUUGGGAUCUACUGCUGUUCUAUAUCGUCUGCUUAAAAGUCUCGCAAAAAGUAAAUAUUUAGAUAAGAUAAUUCUAAUGUGGAAUUCGGACAUUCCGCUUCCGAGAAGACCACGUUGGCAAGGGAUCAAAGCGUCAAUAAAUAUAGUUUCUGUGGAUGGUAUAUCCCAGCGUUUUUAUCCGCACCCACUAAUCAAAACCAGUGCCAUAUUAUCGCUAGAUGAAGAUGCCACUCUCAAUACUGAUGAAAUUGAUUUUGCUUUUAUGGUUUGGCGCUCGUUUCCCGAUCGAAUAGUGGGUUAUCCAGCAAGAUCGCAUUAUUGGGAUGAUUCAAAGCGAUCUUGGGGUUACACGAGUAAAUGGACUAACGAUUACAGUAUCAUUUUAACCGGUGCUGCUUUUUAUCAUCGUUAUUAUAACACAUUGUAUACUGAACUAUUAAGUUCGACUCUUCAUAAGACAGUGGAGCAGUCGCAGAAUUGCGAAGAUAUUUUAAUGAAUUUCUUAGUGAGUCACGUUACUCGAAGACCACCUAUCAAAGUAACUCAACGGAAACUGUAUAAAGAUACCACGGUUGCUGGAAUCAGAUCACCGUGGAACGAUCCUGAUCAUUUUAUACAGCGACAAACAUGCAUGAAUACAUUCGUAGCUGUUUUUGGAUAUAUGCCAUUAUUACGAUCCAACAUGAGACUCGAUCCGGUCCUAUUCAAAGAUUCUGUAAGCAACAUGCGUAAGAAGUAUAGACAAAUUGAAUUAGUUAGUAAUUAGAGUUAUAUAAGAGAUUCGAUCAAUUAUGUAAUUAUUUCAUUCUUAUAAUAUGCGUCGAAAGUAGACUGCAACCAGGAAUCAAUCGCGUAAUGUUUUCAAUAACAUUUAUGCAAAACAGGGCUUUGAUCGAUCGAUCUUUAGUCCUUGUUCUUUCCUGAUGUUGCAAAUAAAAAGCCAUUAUUCGUGAGCAUACAGAGAAAAUUUACAGAUCAUUGUAAGUCUUUAUGUUAUAUCAAUGUUAUUGGGCAGAAAAUCAAAUGAUAUUUCAUUCCUUUUAGAAUGAAUAACGUUACCUUGUGCUUCUUUUUUUUCUUUUUUAAGGAAGAAAUUUUUUUUAAAGAUACCAUUAGUAUUUGAUCUGGUUGAUAUCUCGUCCUAAUGCGAUAUUGCAUUAUGUUUAUGUACAUACAUAUAAGUCAUAUCGUAAUAAUUAAUAAACAAGCGAUCUGUCUAAUAUUUUCAUUUUUAAAAAAACCAGUUUUCGGAGGUCAAUGGAAAUACUCGAUUAAGUUUAGAUCGGUGAACAAGCUUUAUCUUAAAAAGAAAAGAUAAAAGAGAAAAAAGAGGUAAAAAAGAGGAAUAUUCUGUAACGAUUUUUUGAUCUAUCAAUUUUGUCUACAUUGCGAAUCUUUAUCCAUUUAUACUUGCAGUUAAGUAUUAUUGGAACAAUAUAAGGCCGUGGGAACUGAUGCAGUUUCAUGAGUAUCUCGUGAAUCUUUGAAACACUAACGAUACUUGACAUGUAAAAGUAUUGAACUUAUUAAGCAAAUAAUAAUCAAAGAAUCGCUACAGAAUUUAGUUUGUUUCGUUUUUAUACUAAUGAAAAAAGAAAAUUACUUUUUUCUCUUUUUAUACACGAGUUUGUUAUUUAAAAGAUUGUAUUUGAUAAAUAAUAACGGGAAAUAUAUAUCGAGCUGAUUUCUACGAUACUCUUACAAAACUUUUCAAUGUGCGCUCAUCGUCGUUUUACGUUUAAUCGUAUAUUUGUAAUUAUAUUUAAAAGUAUAACACACAGAGAAAGAAGAGAAAAAAAGAAAAGAAAUUUACUCGACAAUUCCGAGAAAGAUAUUUGGUAAAAAUGUUUGCAAUCAUGUCUAGUCGUUUACACCCGAUUCAAUCACUGAGGACGAAGAAACACAAAAUUCUGUGACGCAAUGAAUAAAAGAGCAAAGAUACAUUAUUGGAGAUUUUGUAUAGUUUGCUAGAAAGGAAUCGGAUUUAUACACGAUGUGUUCAUGAUUAUCGCGUAAUAUAUCGAGAUACAACUUGAUUUCUUUAAGUAGGAUUUUCUAUGUAAACUGUUACCCGUAAAAUAAUAUUAGUGCUUUUAUAUGGUUGAAAGAAAUAAACUUUUUUUACAUGGAA